AUGGAAUAAAUUGAAUAAUUUUUAGCAAGCUAGAAAUGCCAGAGACAUCAAAAACAAUUGAGCAAAAUAUUUUGUGAAAAUUCAGAAGAAAUAAAAUUAUAAUAGUGCAUUCUAUGUGUUGAUUGUGAAAAAGAAGUUCCUAAUUCGUUAACAAUUGGUUUACCUGAGUUUAUAAGAGUGUGUAACAAAAAUAACUAAAAUUUCGUACCUAUUGAAGUUUGUUUCAGAAGAUUUGAAAAUAUUUUUAAAUUAUUGAGAGAUAUCUAAUAAAAGGUUAGAAGUUAGAUAGAUGAUGUUGAAAAAUGUAUAGAAUAAGAAAAAAAUGCCCUAUCUUAAAAGACUAUUGAAAAUCAAAUUAAACAAAUCGUAAGGGAUGAAAACCCUUAGAGCUAAAUCAUUAGAAAUGAAAUUAAUAAAAUAAAUAUAAAUUUUACAACGAAAAUUAUUUAGAAAUUAGACAGUUUAAAGAAUUUUGAAGAAUAAAAAAAAUGCAGAGAAGAAAUUGAAGAAUUGAAAAGAGAAUUUAAUUUAUAAUAACAAAUUCCACAAUAAUAAUAAUAAUAAUAAUCAAAAUUGUAAUAAUAAUUGUAAUAAUAAUAACAAUAAUAACAAUAAUAACAAUUGCAAUAAUAACAAAUUCCAUAAUAAAGAUAAGGUUUCAUACACUUAGAUAAUAGUAAUUAGUAAUCAGAAACAUGCUAUUCAAUUUCAUUUAAUCAUAGUAAUUCACUUAUGAUUUCUGGAUGUAAUAAUUUUAUUAAAUUGUGGGAAUUUAAAGCAGGAUAAUUAAAUCUGAUCAAACAUUUAGAAGGACAUCAAGAAAUUGUCACUAAUUUGUUAUUCAGUAGCAUUUCGAAUAAUUUUGUUUCUGGUUCAAUAGAUGGUCAUUUGAUAUGUUGGUCUUAUCUUUAGCAAAGCUAAAUUAAAAAGUCAUAAACAUACGAAUUCCACGAAAAAGGAAUAAGCUGCAUGAUUUUGAAUAAGAAAGAAAAUUUAUUAUUUACAAGUGAUAUGGAUAAAUAAAUCAUCAUUUGGGAUGCAGAUUUGAGUAGCAAUUUAUUAUCUAUUCAUCAAGUAUUAGAUAAUCAUACUAAGUAAGUGAAUGGACUCAGUCUAAAUGAAACUGAAAAUAUUUUGGUUUCUUGUGGUUUAGAUAAAUAAAUUAUAGUAUGGUAAAAAGUAUCAGAUCAAUGGAUAUUUAAAAAAAAUGUUAAUUAAUAAAGUUAUGAUUUUGGAACCAGAAUUAAAUUUAUCAAUAAUGAUCGAUUUUUAUGGGUUUCAGGAUCUAUGAAUGGAUAAGAUUAUUUAUUCGAUUAUUAAUUUAAUAUUUAGAAUGAUUAUAUCCAGAAAAGGAAUAAGUCAUUCUUAUCAGAAAAAGAUUCAAAGGAUAGCCUUUUCUUCCCUAUUUUCUUUAAUAAAGAAAAAAAUAUUGUUAUAGUAAAACACAAACUUUACAUUUAUCUUUAUAAAAAAGAUGAUCAAGGGUUAUUGAAUUCACUGCAUUUAAAGAAACUAAUUACUAAUGACACAUAUGGGGCAAUAACAAGUGAUGGCUAAUUUUUAGUUUCUUGGGAUUAAUCAAACUAAAGAUAUGAAGUUUGUAAAAUCAUAAUUUGA
This is a messenger RNA of Paramecium tetraurelia, 1617 nucleotides long. RefSeq lists its product as uncharacterized. NCBI's taxonomy places the organism in Eukaryota, Ciliophora, Oligohymenophorea, Peniculida, Parameciidae. Gene Ontology annotation, molecular function: protein binding. Gene Ontology annotation, cellular component: cytosolic [4Fe-4S] assembly targeting complex. The record is from RefSeq and is a predicted model, not a curated record. Gene Ontology annotation, biological process: iron-sulfur cluster assembly. The transcript has a single exon.